AUGAACAACUUUUUCACCGUCAAGUCUACCGGGAAGAAGUCUAGCGGUAAACAGCGUGCGGUAGACGACGCGAACUUGCAGCCUUGGGUCGAGAAAUAUCGGCCGAAGACGGUGGAUGAUGUUUCGGCGCAGGAACAUGUUGUCGCUGUACUCUCCAAGACGUUACAGUCAACAAAUUUGCCACACAUGCUCUUCUACGGCCCACCCGGCACAGGCAAAACAUCCACAAUCCUCGCCCUCGCACGCCAACUUUUCGGCCCGGACAACUUCCGCAACCGCGUCCUCGAGCUCAACGCCUCCGACGAACGCGGCAUCUCCAUCGUCCGCGAGAAGAUCAAAAACUUCGCCCGCCAAACUCCCCGCGCACAAGUCUCGGUGUCGUCAGAUGGCAAGACGUACCCGUGUCCGCCGUACAAGAUUAUCAUAUUGGAUGAGGCGGACAGUAUGACGCAGGAUGCGCAGGCGGCGUUGAGGCGGAUUAUGGAGAACCAUGCGAGGAUUACGAGGUUCUGUUUGGUUUGCAAUUACGUUACGCGAAUCAUCGAACCCCUCGCAUCCCGCUGCUCCAAAUUCCGCUUCAAACCUCUCGACCCAACAUCCACCCUCGCCCGCCUCCAACACAUCUCCUCAACAGAAAACGUCCCCGCCUCGCCCGCCGUCCUCGAAACCCUAAUCUCAGCCUCAUCCGGCGACCUCCGCCGCGCCAUCACCUAUCUCCAAUCCGCCGCGCGCCUCCACGCAGCGGGAGGCGCAAACGCCGUAGAGAUCACGCCGGAAGACGUGCAGGAGAUCGCGGGCGUCGUGCCGGAUAGGGUCGUGAAGGACUUUGCGAGGUGUCUUGGGGUGGAUGUGCAGGGGGAUGGGACGGAGGGGGAUAUGGAUGUUGAUAUGGAUGGAGUGGGCGGGAAGAGGAAGGGGUUCGAUGCGGUGCGGGGGAAGGUCAAGGAGUUGAUGAUGGAGGGUUUCUCUGCUUCGCAGUUGCUCUCUCAGCUACACGACGUGAUUGUCCUACAUCCAACACUCACGGCGCGACAGAAGAGUAAAUGUGCGUUGGCGAUGGCCGAAGCGGAUAAGGCUCUAGUUGACGGCGCGGAUGAGGAACUCUGGAUCUUGGAGGUCGCGUUGAGAGUGAGCAAGGCUGUUGCGACGUAG
Messenger RNA from Peniophora sp. CBMAI 1063, 1152 nucleotides. The record is from the annotation of a GenBank genome assembly. Lineage: Eukaryota; Fungi; Basidiomycota; Agaricomycetes; Russulales; Peniophoraceae.